Messenger RNA from Tupaia belangeri chinensis (Chinese tree shrew), 396 nucleotides. RefSeq names its product histone H2A.Z. The record is from RefSeq and is a predicted model, not a curated record. Gene Ontology annotation, cellular component: nucleosome. Gene Ontology annotation, molecular function: structural constituent of chromatin; DNA binding; protein heterodimerization activity. The transcript has a single exon. NCBI's taxonomy places the organism in Eukaryota, Metazoa, Chordata, Mammalia, Scandentia, Tupaiidae. Bases 10 to 396 code for a protein of 128 amino acids.
GAAUUCCAAAUGGCUGGCAGUAAGGCUGGGAAGGACUCCGGAAAGGCCAAGACAAAGGUGGUUUCCCGCUCGCAGAGGGCCGGCUUGCUGUUCCCAGUGGGCCUUAUUCAGCCACACCUAAAAUCUAGGACUAUCAGCCAUGGACGUGUGGGUGUGACUGCUGCAGUGUACAACACUGUGAUCCUGGAGUACCUCGCUGCUGAGGUACUUGAACUGGCAGGAAAUGCAUCAAAAGACUUAAAGGUAGAGCGUAUUAUUCCUCACCACUGGCAACUUGCUCUUCAUGGAGAUGAGGAAUUGGACUCUCUCAUCAAGGCUACAAUUACUGGUGGUGACGUUAUUCCAUACAUCCACAAAUCUCUGACUGGGAAGAAAAGACAACAGAAGACUGUCUAA